Asterias rubens (European starfish) is the source of this 1058-nucleotide messenger RNA. RefSeq names its product transmembrane protein 272-like. The transcript is spliced from 6 exons. The record is from RefSeq and is a predicted model, not a curated record. The coding region runs from base 185 to 865 and encodes 226 amino acids. Lineage: Eukaryota; Metazoa; Echinodermata; Asteroidea; Forcipulatida; Asteriidae.
GUUUUCAAAAAAAUGCAGAGAUCCAUAGACUGAAACCACUGUGCUUAUCAACCAGACGACCAGGGUAGUCGGUUGUCAGCGCGGGCAAUUGAGACCCCGAGAUCGAAGGGUAUAGUGAGCUUGUGGUUGAUGCAUCAGGUGAUUGUGGGAAAAGGCGGGUCAGUUGCAAUCACGGGCAAAUAAUAUGGCCGACGCUGAAGAAGGACUUGUCAAGGGAGAUACGAGCGAUGAACCCACGACCUAUGGUUCGGCUGACACAGGGGCAACGGACAAACCGCCCCCAUUUGACGCUGUACCUGGAGAAGAUCCUCCGUCUUAUAAAUCGGUGAUGCAGGAGCUUCGAGACGCAAAGAAGACGUCGAGUGGCUCAGUGGACCUAGCUACCAAGGUCUUGACUAUACUCAUCAAUACGGUACUUUUCACGGUGUUGAUGGCUGUGGUACUUGCUGUACCGAUUGCCAUGGUUAUCGUGGGUGCUAUUCACGUGAAUGACUGCCCAGUCCAGAGCCAUAUACCCGUCUUUCUGAUCGUCUCUGGGACUAUCUACAUCAUCAAGACGCUUUUGGAUCUGUGUGUCAGGGUUAAGAAACAACGGGAAGGUCAAGACGCUGACUUCUCAUUCAACGCACACAACUCCGUCAGCAGGGUCUUCGCUUGUGUCCUUCUCGUCUUCUUCAUCCUGGGUAACGUUUGGGUGUACGGCAACUUCAAACCCGACGAGGAUCCAACCAGCCCUAGCUACUGCCACCCAACUGUGUAUUACUUUUCCUUCUGGCUGCUCACACUAACCUACAUCGUCUUGAUAUUCGGAUGUUGCUGUGCAUGCUGUACCGUCUCUGUUGUGGGGAUUGGAUUGAUCUCAUAAAGAUGCGAGGAUGAUGGGAGGUCAGGGGUCGAUUACACACAGAGUUAGGUUAGGACUAGUCCUAUAGGAGAUAUUAAAUACUUGAGGCUAGUCCUAGUCCACCCGGGUAAAAGUCAGAAAGCAGGACAGUUCUUUUCAGAACUGAGAAGCAUCCCAAACACUUGAAUAAUCUACUCCGCGGUAGAAGAAUAAA